This is a messenger RNA of Pseudonaja textilis, 1264 nucleotides long. It is a transcript of the gene NUDT17, whose product is annotated as nudix hydrolase 17. Gene Ontology annotation, biological process: NADP+ catabolic process; NAD+ catabolic process. Gene Ontology annotation, molecular function: NADH pyrophosphatase activity. Lineage: Eukaryota; Metazoa; Chordata; Lepidosauria; Squamata; Elapidae. Gene Ontology annotation, cellular component: cytosol; peroxisome. The record is from RefSeq and is a predicted model, not a curated record.
CAUGACCAGCCGAGAUUCUCGCAGGAGUGGCAGUUCGUCCUUCCUGCUCCGAAGGGCCCCAGACCAUGCUGGCCGGCAGGAGGGUGGCGGUGCACGUCUGCAGAGGGGGCGGCUUCCCACAACGGGCCCGUUUCGACCAGAGCAUCGUUGGCCACUGCUGCCCACCCCACGAAGACGGCGGCAUCGUGCACUGCGCUCUGAAGCCCCCCCAGUUCCUCGUUUCUGACCGGGAGUUUCCUGGCUCCACCAGACUCCUCUUGAAGCGCCCCCCCUUCUGUCCCAUCAAGCAUUUGACUGCAGAGCAAAGGGCUUCUCUCCCCACAGAGACUCGGCACCAGGGGGUGGAUGUCGGGGUGGCCGUUCUCCUGGAGUCCGCAAACCAAAAAGUUUUGUUGACCCGUCGGGCGAGGAUGCUAAGUCUCUUCCCCAAUACUUGGGUGCCUCCUGGUGGCCAUAUUGAACCGGAAGAAGAGCUGCUGGAUGCCGGGCUGCGGGAGCUGCAGGAAGAGACUGGCUUGCACCUGAAGGAUGGGCAAUUGUGCUGGGAACUGCUGGCCCUCUGGGAGUCAGUGUAUCCGCCACGGCUGAGCCAAGGUUUGCCCCAACGCCAUCACAUUGUGGUCUACCUGCGCUUGGCCCUGCACGAGAGCCACCAGCAGCUCCAAGCCAGGCUGAAGCCCAAUGAAGCCGAGGUCUCCGCUGUGGCUUGGCUGGACCGCCUCACCCUGGCAUCCAUUGUGGCUACAGAGGAUGGAGCAGAAGGCGAGGCCCCAGGGGUGGGCAGGGAGGCACCAUCCACUGUCAGCAUCAUCAAACUGGAGAAGGGCUCAGCCAAGACCCUGGUGAUCCCAACCGCCGCCUUCCUGGCCACGGCACCAGGGGAAAACGUGGAGUGUGUCAGCACCGGGACCAAGUACGCCCUCCGGCAGUGGCUAAACAUGUCGUCCCUCUGAGCGGCCAAGGAUGCUCAAAACGCCUGGGAAACACGUGGACCAAUUCCCCUGGGCAGCACUCCAGGGUCCACCCGAUGCCUCUCGAGUUAACUUGGCAAUAUUUAGCUCCAGCAAUCAAAAAAUUCUUGGUUUUGUUAUGGAUUCCAGGGGAAAUCUGUGCUCGAGUCAUGGUUCAGUUGCUAAAAGAUAAGAAGUCUUAGUUUUUGCCUUUCCCUGGAGUUUACAUUAUAGUUGGUCCUCGACUUACAACAGUUCAUUUAGCGACCAUUCAAAGUGACAACGGCACUGAAAAAAAGGGACCGUUAUGAGAG